AUGGUGGCCCGACUGCUAGGGCUGGCCUUUCUGUUUCUACCCUCCAGCCUGGUCACCUCGAAGACACUGGGACAGAGGAUCCAGCAGCUGGCCGAGACGCUCGGACAGCUCACAGUCAUCUCAAACAGUGCAGCAGCUGUUGAGCAUCGAGAAACUGCCUCUGGCUGCACACGGCCUGUUCACUGUCAGGCUUUCUAUGACAUAGAACAAGGAGCCCAAGUAAAGAUUCCUACAUGUGUGACUUUGUCUUGAAUUGCAGUUCCCGUCAGUAAGCCUUACCUCCUGAUGAGUGAUGUGUCUCCAGUGGAGGGAUCUACAAUGUGGAUGCGCUGCAAUCUGGACAAUGGGACUGGACCAAUCCAGUAUGUGUGGCAGCAUGAGACUCGCAGUGGCAACAUUUCAGCCUUCGCACAAGGCAACACCAGUAUUAUCAACGUGACCAACAUCAACCGCAACCACACGGGCUGGUACCGCUGUGUGGCCAGCAACGCCGUCAACAGUGAGAGCUCCAACCGGCUAUGGCUGGACACCAUCUUUGGCCCGGACCUCCCCCAGAUAGACGUGACUCCAUACAGUAUAACAGAGCGGGGAUAUUCAGCCCUGGAGAGAGAGACUGUUUCUUUACUGUGUCAAGCCCAGUCCAACCCGGCCAGUUCAGUACGUCCUGGUUCUACAACAACUCCCAGGUCUACACCGGGCCGCAGUUGACAAAUCACCAAGAUCCUCCGCAUGCACACUGGCGAAUACGCCUGCUUGGCGCAGAACACAUAUCUGAAUACCCGCUCCAAAAAAACCAUCAGUCUGACUGUCUACUACCCACCCGAUGGCUCUCCCUCCUGUUCUGUGGAGCCGGCUCUGAAUCACACCUCUGUGAGACUGCUCUGCUCCUGGCCUGGUGGAUUACCCUCCCCUCCCUCCACUGGACUGGACCAGGCUCCUGUUUUGCUAACGCAGCGCAGAGUUGUGUCUGUAUACGAGGGGAGCGAUGUGAAGCUCACCUGCAACCUGAGAGCCAACUACCUUCCCGUCAGUGAAAUAAGCUGGUUUAAUAAUCAGGGUGUGGGCGUCCGAGACACCUCGAAGUACGCACUGCUGCAAACAUCUGCAUGGGCCAAUCUGACUGUGAGAGACACGGAUGAGACUCAAGACAGUGGCGAGUACAGGUGCUCCACUUCCAACGCAGUGGGAGGAACUGAAAUCAAUGUCACUUUGGUGGUUAAGAGGCACCCCAUGCCGCCCAAUGCGACCCUGGUCAACGUGAUGUACAACAGCCGACUACGUAUGGAGGUGGAGCUGGAGUGGCAGGUAGAGAACGAAGAAGGAGGAGGUUGGACCGCUUUCAUCUUGCAGCACAGAUGGGUGUCAGAGCAACCAGGAAGGAGAGGCAGCAACAAUGAUUCAAAGGAGGACACGGAGGAGAGGAUCGCGGAACCACGCUACAACGUGUACCCGGCUGUGAUUGGAGCAGCUAUAGGCGGGAUGCUCAUUGCAGCCUUCCUCACAGCGCUGCUGCUCGUGUACAUAAUACGCAACCGCAACAACACACCUCGACUACAUGACAUGCUGUUUGGUUUACAGCACAGCCAGUCGAGGGAAAACAUCAACUUUCCAGAGGAUGAAGUGGUAGGCAGGUCGGAGGGAGGAAUAGAGGAGAUCGGUGGAUCAUCCAGUCCAGGUCCAACCUUGGUUUUACCCCGGGCAGCAUCCCCCCUUACCACCUCACCCCUGAGUGCCACCCACACCGCCAGCCAAGCCCCUCCCCCUGGAGACGACAAUGAGCCCGUCAGCGUCACAAUCACAGUCAACGCUACAGGACCAUAG
This is a messenger RNA of Cyclopterus lumpus (lumpfish), 1821 nucleotides long. Its product is annotated as V-set and immunoglobulin domain-containing protein 10-like 2. The transcript is spliced from 11 exons. NCBI's taxonomy places the organism in Eukaryota, Metazoa, Chordata, Actinopteri, Perciformes, Cyclopteridae. The record is from RefSeq and is a predicted model, not a curated record.